Molecule: messenger RNA, 1320 nt
Organism: Nematocida ausubeli
Lineage: Eukaryota; Fungi; Microsporidia
Exons: 1
Coding region: 1-1320 (439 amino acids)
Source: RefSeq, a predicted model, not a curated record
AUGGAAGGAAUCCGUCAAGAACAGAUAAAUGCUUCUUCAAACCAAGAAGGACCAAUGCACGGGGCGUUUGCAAUUCUAGAAGUGCAUGCUGGAUGGGUGUUUGUUUCCAAAGGGAGUACAACAAACAAAUGGCCUUUGCAGAAACAAUAUAAAUCAUUCACCACAAAUGCGCAUUUGCUAAAAAGGGGCGCCUUUAUUGGGCACACGUACGAAAACACACUGUAUCUUGUAAGGUAUCUAAAGGGAAAGGAAGACCCUCUUGUAGGGACCAUUGAAUCGUACGCACUGUUUGAUGCAUCAAUAUUCUAUAUUGCAGGAAAGACAGUGACAGCCAUAGACAUAAGUACAGGGGAGAAGAAGGUUGUAAUUGAGAACGACGAAAUUAUAGGCACCGCGCAGAUACUUCUAUGCGAGAACACGCUGCUACUUAUAUCCGAGAAAAUAAUACACCGGCUGGAGCUAAACACAAGUGCAUAUACAAAACUACGGCUGCGGGUUACCUUGGACCCAAACACUGCAAAGGUGUCCAAGCUGAAGGGCCAAAUACAGCUAGUAGUAAGCUGCGAAAAAGGAAAUGUAUAUAUAUUUGAGGCGACAAAAAUGGAAAUAGUCCGAAGUAUGAAGUACUUUGGCGCGCCAAUCAGCACAAUUGGAUUUUGGCACCCAGAACCUGCACUUCUCUUUGUUUUAACAACAGCAGGCGAGCUAAUGAACGUGGACUGUCUGAACAACCGAGUGAUAAAAAAGCAUGCCUUCCCAAUAGAUGACUAUAAAAGAGUUGUUCCCUUGAAGGGCAUGGGGAUGGCAUUUAUAUCCUCUAACAAAAUAACCAUGUACUCUCCGUAUACAAACAGCAUUAGAACCAUAUAUAGAAGCCGCGCAAAUGGAAGUGUUUCUUUCAUUUCACUUAUUGUUCUUGAUGACGCGCCUAGAGAGAAGGUUCUUUCCGAGAUGAAGAUGUCUGAGGGCAAAGGAAUGGGCUACAAGGCUGCAGACUAUAUUAUGGCAAACGGCAACUUUCCUACGUUUGAAAAAAAAGGCACACCAGGCGAAAAGGAACCUACCGAGAAGAUACCAGUGGAAAGACCCAUUAGAUUAGAUGUAGAAUAUAGUAAGAAUUGCAAUAUUCACGAUGGCAGCGACGGUAAAAAUGUUUCCGCAAAUGAUAGGUAUCUAGAGUAUGCGCAAGACAUGUUUUACAUGCACAAGUCAUUUGAAAGGUUCAAAGAGUCAGUGCACAAGAUCCAUGCUGAUGUCUUGAAAGAGGUUUUUCAGAUGAAAAAAAGAUUAGAUAAGAUAGAGGAGUCUCUCUUAAAAUGA